This is a messenger RNA of Paramecium octaurelia, 1682 nucleotides long. The record is from the annotation of a GenBank genome assembly. NCBI's taxonomy places the organism in Eukaryota, Ciliophora, Oligohymenophorea, Peniculida, Parameciidae.
UUCUCAACAAACAAAAUAUAAUGAAAAAACAAAGUGAGAAUGAUAGGAUAGCCUAAUAAAUAUAUACCUCUUAGAUGUAGAAAUUGUAGGGCAAGAUAUUGGAAAAGAAACUCACUAAAGUGUGUUCAAAACAGCAAUUUGAGAGCCAAUCAUAGAAUAUCUCGAAUAACAACAGUCCUGUGAUGGGACGUUAAAAGUCGUUUGAAAAUUUAUAGAAGGUGAAUAGAACAUUCGUAAAUCCCACUCUUCAGGUGUCGUAACAAAAAUUGAGUAGCAUUUUGAAUGUGAUGGCAGGCUAACAGACGAAACCCAAAAUUCAGAGUUCAUUUAAUAAUGAAUUAAUGGAUACUGUGAAGAUCACUCAUAAAUUACGUAAGAACUAAUCCAUGAUCUAAAUUGAUUAACAAUCACCUUAAUUAACUAAGAAUUCCUCAUUUCAUCGUCCGAACUCAAGUGUCAAGAUAAAGAAUAGUAAUAGUGUCUCCUAUGAGUAAUCGUAAUUGUAGAGAGUUAAAGACAAUAUCAAAUAACUAUUAUAGGAGAGAGACAGUAAUUGGUAGUAAGAUUAGAAGGAGAUUGCUUUCAUGAUUAAACUAAACUAAUCAUUAAACCAAUUACUUUCAAUAAUCUUUUAUGAAUAACCAAAUACAUAGCCUACCUCGACUUAAGACACAAAUUCGAGUCUUUAAUUAGAUCAUUUCUUCAAAAGACAAAUUUCAAUAUUAUAACAAUCUUUCACUCAAUAAACAGAAAAGAAAAAACUUGAAAAUAUUCUCACUUCAAUCAAAAGAAAACAUGAAAAUGUGCUCAAUGACUACAAUUAGUUAAUAGAGUAGAAGAAAUCUUAGGAGGAAGUAAUUAAGAAUUUGUAAUCACAAAUCCAAGGAUUGCAGUGCAAAAUAAAUACAUAACAAAAGGAAACGAAGACUGAACAAGGUAUUUAUUUAAUAAUAACAGAUAGAAUUCUUGGAAUUGAAGUAUCUCGUAUAAGGACAAUUCGAGGCAAUCUAAAAAUUAUUGUAAAGAGAAUAGUUGACAAAGAUAUUUUUAAAGAGAGUAGGAGACAGCUCGAUUUUAGAGUAUUUUUUAAUUAUAUCUUUUAGAAUGUUUGAUUAGUUUAUCUAAAAUGCUGAACAAACAAACAUGGAUGACACUGAAGGAAACUUAAAUAUAGAUGUUUUACCAUCAAAUAAGUUGAUCACUCAAAAGAAAUUAGUAGCAAUUCAAGAACAAAUGGGCUUACCUGAAAAGAUACUAUCUUAAUAUGAAGAGAAUUACAAGCAAUAAUUAAAUUUAUACGAUUCUUUGUUAGCUGAUGAUUCAAGUAAGAAAUGUAUCUUUAUUUUAUAGGAGUCAAUGAUUCAGAAGAAAGCAGUUUCGGUUAUUUAGGGAAAGAGUAAGCCACUGAAAUUAGUUGUUAUUUCAAUGAUGCUGACUAAUUCGCAUAGACUUAACACAAGGGAAAGGGUAUUCAUACAAUUUCAAAGGAAAUGUUGAAGAUUAAUAUGAUGGAUGUGCAAUUGGCUUAAACUGCGUAAGAAAUAAUAUAAAUCUUUAGUUUGAAACGUCAAGAAAUAGUUGAAUAAUAAUAAUAAUAAUUACUUUAAUAAAAGAUCUUACCAGAUGAUUUGAUGGAUAAUGAAAACGAAGAAUCUGAGGAGAACUUUUGUGAUGAUGAAUGA